Molecule: messenger RNA, 3030 nt
Organism: Pseudovirgaria hyperparasitica
Lineage: Eukaryota; Fungi; Ascomycota; Dothideomycetes; Acrospermales; Acrospermaceae
Exons: 9
Coding region: 1-3030 (1009 amino acids)
Source: RefSeq, a predicted model, not a curated record
AUGGCUCCUCUCCCGUCACAGCCAGCAUCUGCAGUGGAGCUUCCGAACGUUCAAGUUGCCAAAGAGGCAGACAAAGAUGCAGCUGUACCAGCAACAGCAACACCGGUAGCUACGACAGGCCAGGAAACUACGUCCGACUCAACUGAGGGAGGUGAUCUAAAAACAUUUAAACCCGAAGAUACCACAACACCAUCCAGCAGAGAUGAAUCUACUAGUGAGAACAAGUCCGACGAUGCGACUGAUAAGACUCCGGACCAAACUCCUCUGAAGCUAGAUAAAGACAUUGCAUCAUUUUUCGACAAUGACUUCGAUGUCUACCUGACAGAGUUGAGCGUAGGGGAUAAGAAGACAGAGUUCCUAAGUAGCGUUCUCAUACAGCAUGAUCAACUAGUAUCAUAUGCGCGAAAUGCGGAAACAACACUCCGAGGUCUCCCACUGUCCGCCUUCCGCUCAAAAUUUGCCCACGGAGUCUUCUGCCUUAGUAAUAAUGACAAAGCAGAGAUAAGUAGUCAUACUACGCUCGCUGACUAUGUAAAGCGAGACAACAGCGCCGUGAAACUUGGUAGCGGGGACUCCGCUCUGCAUGUUUUCUGGCGCCGAAAAUAUAGUCGGGAUACUAGCUCCCGCAAGGCUGAUGAUGUAGAUAUUGGGCUUCCUGCCCCUGUAAGAGUCCCCUUGUCAACUUUGAACAUUUGCACACUAGAAAACUUACUCUGUCCUUCGCCUCAGACCCCUGACGAGAAAGGAAAAACCGGCUCUGGGAAGAAGACUGCAGGUGAGAAGGGUGCUCGAGACCUAGAUCCCGCUAUUGGUGUUGAAAAAUUCGAUGCGAAAGCGUACCGGCCUGCCUGUGAUCUCACCGAGGUGGAGUGGAACAAGGUUGUUGAAGGCAACGAGCUACUCUACGGAUUUCAAGUCAACAGUGUCGAAGUCUCUCGCCUUAGAAGUAUCAAUGCAUCGUCUAAGGCUGAAUCGAAGCCCUCGGGCGGUGCACCGACAGAUGGGUCGAAGGAUGCUGUAAAAGAUGUUUCGCAACCGGCCUCUCCUGAUGGUCCGGAAAAGCAGUCUAAGGAGGAAACUCCUACUGCAAAAGUCACAGAAAACUUUGUCACAGAAGCAGCAGCACCAGUGUAUAGAAGUACUCGACCAGUCUUCAUUCUACGUCCAGACUCUGGAAUUGGAAGCACAAAACGUGACAGUGGAGCCGACAAACAUACCCACGCUGGCUUGUUCUGGAGCAAUUCAAAAGCAUUAAGCACGACUAAUGUUGCCAAGACCACCAGCAGCGAAGAAAAAUGGAGUAUGGAAAGUGGCAUGAGCACAAAAUCAUUUAAGCUGGGCACCUCGUUUCCGAUCAAGCAAGUUGACGUCGGGGCCAAGUUCGGGUUUUCAAGACAGAAGUCUCAUGAAGAGAGUGAGAAUCAUGAGAAUAGUGAAGCUGAGCUUGUAGCAGUUCAUAUCGUGCCUGCGGCUCAGGUUAAUAUCAACGAGACGACCGUCAAGCUCAGCCCCGACGCUGAGGAGGAUGUUGCAAAGCUUCGGAAAGAACGUAGAUUUGAAGAUCUGCUAUCGUUCUAUGAGAAGUAUGGCAUGAUGGCAUUCAGUACCACCACCUUGGGUGGUCGGCUUUUCCACAGUCGCAAAGCGGAUACUACUUCCGAAGCAGAUACUAAGAAGGAUGAGGAAAAUUUCAAGACCGGAGUUAACGCAAGUCUUGGGAUUGCUAAAGUGUUUUCGAUUGAUGGAAAAUUUGCUAAAGAGACGAAAGAGACGACCGCAAAUGGGGUAUCAUCAUCGAGCACUACUGAGUAUAUUGUUUGGUCGAGCAUUGGCGGAAAUCCUGGAGAUACUGUGAAUCCUCCUCAAUGGCGUCGCUCAUUGGAUGAUUUCCGAAACUGGCGACCUAUCAAAUUCGAGAAUCCUCAGAGCCUUGAAGUACUCAUAGGCAGACUUGAUGGAUACGAAGAUGUGCCAACAUUAUUCUCAGACAUCUUGGCAACUGGAGUUCUAGAUUCCAGCAUUGUUGCCAUUCCUCCAAUAGGCCUGCGGUCAGCCACGCCGCCCCAGGUCAAGUGGCCAAAUACUACCGGUACUCCGGCCCCAUUGACAGUACCAGUGGAGCUAGGGACUGCCCUAGAUGCUAAGACCGGACAAAUCGUAGGCAACAUUAAGAUGAAGAACGACGUACAGACAGAAUAUGUGUCGCCAGAGGGCUUUUCAUGGACGGUAUUCUCUAACCAUCGCGACGUAGAGCGUGAGAUCCGAGCUGCCUUGCAGACAACCCUCAAUGUCAAAGUGAAUAUUUCGAUUGUCCCGAGAUAUCUGAACUCUCUUCGCGUGAGCGAAACCUCCUUCACUAUCAUGCUGAAGUGGACCUCACAGACAGAAGAGAAACGCUCAGACUUCGAGAGCCCAGCUAAUGAUAUUGGGAACUACGCAUUCGUCUCAGUAAGGUCUCGAUCCUGGCUGAUUGGCCUUUGGACCGUGAACAGCAUAAAAGCAGACCAAUCAGAUAUUUUCAAUGAGCUCCGACUGCGAACGCUUCGGAAAUUCAGAAGCCCAUGUGAGAUCCAAGAAGGUUGUGAUUUCAUCUCUGAAGCUCUCGACAAAUCUCCAAAUUUGUCAGUGUCAUUCUCGCUACUAGGUAGCGACCGUAUCAAGAACAACGAGACGGUGCUCCAGGAGAUGGUGUCGGCUCGCCGCGCCUCGACCUUCUUAUCCAGAGGUCUUUACCUGAGCCCAAUCAACAUGCUUCCUAUAAGUGGAGAGGUAAAGACUAUCAACAAGGUCGAUCCCCCACUUCAAGAAGCUGCUCUGAUGCUCGCAACCGAGGCACAAGUGGCGCUUCUGCUUCUCAAAGUCAAAAUUGAAUCCACUGGGGGUUCCCUGGACACAAUACAAAAACUGUCAAAUCAGCUUAGUGCCUCCAGAUCAGGGUCAGUUUUUGACAAGGACAAAACAUUUGAUGUCACCCUCUUCAGUUCGAUUGAUAAGCUUGACCAGGAUUUCGGCAAUGAUGACGACAAAUAG